AAAGCCAGAACGAAGACAACUCGGAACCACUUAAAUGUCAUUCAUCGACUCACCGGGCCCAAGAAACUGCAAUCAGAAAACUCUCAAUGAAGAGAGCGGAUUAAUUCAAUGUGCUCACCUAAUCCUUCCAUGGCUUACCCCCUCCGAACUGGCCCAUACAUCCCUCACAUGCAAAACCCUCUCUCAUUUCUCCAAAAACGUCGCUGGAUCCCGCUCUCUCGACGCUUCCAGAUCAUUCGAGAACCUUCCCGUCCCAUUCCACAACACUCUCGAUAAAACCCCCUACGUCCACUUCCUUUACACCCCGUCACAAAUCCUCUCUUCUUCUCCCUCCCAAUCUCCGCAACGCCAGUUUUGGGGGUCCACUUUUUAUACCAAACCUAGACCCGGUUCACUGAGUAAACUCGGUCCGAGUUCGGUCGGAGAUCCGGCCGAUUGUUCUGCAGGACUGAGUCGGCUCGGGCUGAGAUGUGAGAAACUGAGUGGAGAUUGUCUUGAUUUAGGGAUUGAGUUGGGUGAGAAUGAUUGUGGGUGCGAGUGUGAGAAGUGUUUGGAGGUGGGAGAUGAUAAUGGAGUGUUUGGGUGUCCUUGUUUCUCGGGAGUGGAGGAUAUGGGGAUAGUAAGUGAGUGUGGACCGAGUUGCGAGUGCGGGUUGGAGUGUGAGAAUCGGUUGAGCCAGAGAGGAAUAGGGUUCCGGUUGAAGAUAGUUAGGGUUUUGAAAAAAGGGUGGGGCUUGUUUGCUGAUCAGUUCGUACCUCGAGGCCAAUUCGUUUGCGAGUAUGCAGGUGAACUGUUGACAACCAAAGAAGCAAGAAGACAGCAAAAAAUCUAUGAUGAACGUGCAUUAUGUUAUGGAAUAUCUUCUGCUCUCUUAGUUGUCAGGGAGCAUCUUCCAUCUGGAAAGGCAUGUUUGAGGAUGAAUAUUGAUGCCACAAGAGUCGGAAACGUUGCACGAUUCAUCAACCAUUCUUGUGAUGGUGGUAAUCUGUCAACAAUACUGGUGAGAAGCUCGGGAUCUUUCCUACCUCGUCUUUGUUUCUUCUCCUCCAAAGACAUAAAAGAAGGUGAAGAGCUCACCUUUAGCUAUGGAGAAAUCAGGGUCAGGUCCGAGGGCUUACCAUGUUUCUGCGGCAGCUCUUGUUGUUUUGGGAUUUUACCAUCCGAACAUACUUGAUCAUGUUGCAAAUUAAGAGUGGACUGAGAGAGCAUUGC
Messenger RNA from Pistacia vera, 1212 nucleotides. RefSeq names its product histone-lysine N-methyltransferase SUVR3. Gene Ontology annotation, molecular function: protein binding. Lineage: Eukaryota; Viridiplantae; Streptophyta; Magnoliopsida; Sapindales; Anacardiaceae. Bases 35 to 1174 code for a protein of 379 amino acids. The record is from RefSeq and is a predicted model, not a curated record. The transcript has 2 exons.